GUAGUAUCCCUCGCAUAGGCUGCCGGGAGUUGUAGUUUGCUGCAUUUCCCAGUGUUUCCCUGUCAUGGCUGCCUCCAGUUAGGGAGAAGGUGGACAGGUUGUGCUUUGCAAUCAGCGGAGCCCUGUGGGAGGUGUGCAGCUGGCAAGGUCCUGGUGACGUCACACCUUCUGAUGAGAUUCUGGUUAAGCUGAAGAUCUAAAACCUUGUGCGAGUUGGGGGUGUAAGAAGGACUUCAGAUCAUCUCAUACAAGUUCAGUCCAGGACUCCAAUUGGCUGAAGAUAUAUGAAAUAGUGAAAGACUUUUGUCUUCUGGUUUUGAGAUUCAGAAAUCCUGUAUAAUUAAAGCUGUGGACAGAAUAUAUCAGAAUUCUAUACAAGAUUGGCGUUUUAAGCUGGUAGCAGGAAGAUAUUUUGUGAUUUAGACAAGAUGCAAGAUCCCACACCUAGAACACGCCACCCAUUACAGUCUGAAGAAGUUGGAUUUGAUCCUCUACAGUGUGAUAUAGCCAGACAUGAUGGAGGAACAUCAGUUGAUGACAAGAGAAGUAACCCAGCCUCCGAUUCAGAACAAAUCUUUAUAUCAUACAGCAAAGAGUGGGAAGAACUUUUUGUAAACAGCAAUUAUUUGGCAACGAUACGUCUGAAAGGGAUUAAUGGGCAGCUGAGAAGCAGCAGGUUCCGGAGUGUUUGCUGGAAGCUGUUUCUAAAUGUUUUACCCCAAGACAGAAGCCAAUGGAUAACUAAAACGGAGGAGUUAAGAACAGGGUAUAAAAAGAUUAAGGAAAUACAUAUAACAAAUCCUCGAAAGGCUGCUGGCCAGCAGGACUUGAUGAUAAACAAUCCACUGUCUCAGGAUGAGGGGAGCCUCUGGAAUAAGUUUUUUCAAGAUAAAGAACUACGAGCAAUGGUGGAACAAGAUGUUAAAAGAACGUUUCCAGAAAUGCAGUUCUUUCAGCAGGAGAAUGUGCGAAGGAUCCUUACUGAUGUACUUUUCUGCUACGCCAGAGAAAAUGAAGAUUUGCUUUAUAAGCAGGGAAUGCAUGAAUUGUUGGCACCAUUAUUGUUCAUACUCCACUGUGAUCAUCAGGCAUUCAUGCACGCAAGUGAAGCUGCACAACCCAGUGAAGAAAUGAAGGUACUGUUGAAUCCUGAUUACCUGGAACAUGAUGCAUAUGCCUUGUUUUCAAACCUUAUGGGAAGCGCAGAGCCUUGGUUCUCCACAUACGAGCAGGAUUCUCGUAAGGAUAAAGACGCAAAGAUCUCAACUUUACCAUUUGCAAGACCUCAAGACAUUGGACCUUCUAUUGCUAUUGUGACAAAGGUCAACAAUAUUCAAGACUACCUGCUGAAGAAACAUGACAUAGAACUAUUUAUGCACCUCAACAGACUGGAAAUUGCCCCUCAAAUUUAUGGAUUACGAUGGCUACGGCUCUUGUUUGGUCGGGAGUUUACUCUGCAGGACCUGCUUGUUAUUUGGGAUGCUUUAUUUGCUGACAGCAUUACAUUAGAUUUGGUGGACUAUGUUUUUGUAGCCAUGCUGCUGUAUAUUAGGGAUGCAUUAAUCUCCAGCAACUAUCAGACGUGUCUGGGCCUUCUGAUGCAUUACCCACCCAUUGGUGACAUACAUUCCCUUAUUCUCAAGGCUCUGUUUCUGAGAGACCCAAAGAAAAAUCCCAAACCUAUAAGCUAUCAGUUCCAUCAAAAUUUAGACUUCUACCGGGCACGAGGAGUAGACUUGAUGAACAGAUCACGGGCUAAUGCCAAGGUGGCACCCAUAAAUAUAAAUAAAGUCUCUAGCAGUUUAAUGAAUCUUGGACGGAAACUAAUUAGCCCAGCAAUUCCAACUGGAGGAGCAAUGAGUCCAAUGACCUCACCACCAAAUACCAACAUAAACCAUAGUGUUGGGAAACCCAGUUUUUCGGAAGUUCUCCCAAGUCAACCUGUUUCUGAACCGACACCACAUCAUGCUCUACCACCACUGCAGAUGCCACAAAAUCAGCGCAUGAUGAAAUCGGAGAGCAUGCCUGUGCACCUUGGUAAAGGCCAGAGCUCCAAAAACGUCACUUCAUCUCCGAGCAUUGAGAAUUUGCCUGGAGGCCGUGACCACACAGACUCCCCUCCGCUGUCAGCCGGGAAGAAGGAUUCCUUUUUCAGCAACAUUUCCCGUUCUCGUUCUCACAGCAAAUCCCAAGGGAAAAGAGAAUCUGAAGAGGACCUUGAAGCUCAGAUUUCAUUUCUCCAAGGACAACUGAACGAUUUGGAUGCAAUGUGCAAAUACUGUGCAAAAAUUAUGAAUGUCCAUCUUGGUCAUAUCCAAGAUGCUAUAUUACAAGAGAAGCUGGAAAGAGAAGAUAAAAUCCAGGUGUCUCUAGCUGUACUAAAGCAGGUAAAGGACAUUUUAAAAGGAUCGCUAAGGUUCAACCAAAGCCUUCUUGAAGCUGAAGAGAAUGAGGAGAUAACCAUCAGAGAUGAUCACUAUUGCUCUAACCUGCAAAGAAAAGAUGAACGUGAUGGUCUUGCCAAGGAGAUGCAGGAAGCUCAAUGCCAUAAAAAGGUACACUUGCUUGAGGCAGAAGGUGACGAUUCUGGAAGUACAGAGAGCCGGCAAUCAGAUGAUUAUAUCCUGAUCUCCAAGGAGGGUGAAACCGGUAACUGCAAUGCAGGCUCAGAGUCCGCACAAAAGGAGCCAUUGCAGAAAAAUGGAGGUCCAUCAGACAAGAAACCAGCGGCUCCAUCCAAUCCACUAACCUUCCCGGACCCUCUAAUGGGUGGACACCUUUCCUCUGGCAAUCUAAGUUCCAGUCCAGAUGAUGACAGCAGCAACAACAGCAAGGAUUCCGACUUCACUAUUGUUAGCCCACUAGACAUUUAACGGUUCUGCUUGCUUUCUUUCUUUUUAUAAGAUACUUUGUAAUAUGUGGGAUGCCCUUCAUGUAUUAUAAUAUAUGUAGGGAGUAGUUUUGUUAUGUGUGAACAGGAAUAAUUGCCACAUCCUGUUCAUUUAUGCAAGCCGUUAUGCAGAGCACAAAUAAUAGACAUUACAGAGAAUACAGCCAUUGUCAUAAUUGCCUUACAUGUAUACUUAAUACUACUGUACUGUACUGUAUGCCUGCUGGUGUCUUUAGGGAUGGCCAGCUUCUUUUACUGAAAUAAGACUUGGUAGGGUCUGGCUGUUCAUCUGUGGCUCCUUCCACUGGCAGUGAUAGCUGGAGCUAAUUAUAAUUUAAGAUGCCAAACAAAAGAUUAAAGCGAUGCCCAUUGUUUAUCUAGGCAGUACCAUGUUGCUACCCCCACUUCUUUCAUAAUCAACAGUUGCAACCACAACCUACUGUUGUAACAGAUUGACAUCUGACCAGUUACACAAAUCAUUGACCACAUUUAUUUUUUAAAAUGAUUGUGCCACAAUAUCAGAUUUUAAAAGUAGGUGGUGCUGCAACUGAACUUUAGUAAAACUGCUUUCAGUGCUGUAGUAGAUCACUGGCAUCAAGAACCGAAAAGCUCUGUGCAAAUAUAAACAUUGAACAUUAGAAUUGCUAGAGAUGA
Rana temporaria (common frog) is the source of this 3544-nucleotide messenger RNA. RefSeq names its product TBC1 domain family member 5 (gene TBC1D5). Gene Ontology annotation, biological process: activation of GTPase activity. The record is from RefSeq and is a predicted model, not a curated record. Lineage: Eukaryota; Metazoa; Chordata; Amphibia; Anura; Ranidae. Gene Ontology annotation, molecular function: GTPase activator activity. The transcript is spliced from 25 exons. Bases 429 to 2873 code for a protein of 814 amino acids.